AGAGCACUCGGAGGAGGUCAUCUACGACCACAUGACCACAUUUGGCAACGUUAGCUUCGUACUGAAAACCACUACCGUGACGUACGUAGUGUUCGAAGAGCCCUCAGCAGUCGAGGCCAGUUGUCGGUGUGACUAUCUGGAUCAGUACCCGGUGACGAUCCGCUCGGUGCUGGACGGUUCCACCGGUGCGUCCAUCGAGACCUGUAUCUUGGAGCAAAUCGAUCAGAACAGCAGUCUGCUGGUCGACGAGGAGGAAGGUCAGAUCAACAAUUUUAUGCAGCUUUUGGACAUGGAGAACUUGGACGACUACUUGGAAGCGGACGAGAAGGACAAGAGUUCCGGCUCGGAUAAACCCCUCCUGGAGGUGGGCAAUGAAGAGAUCAUUGUAGCGGAGGAGGAUACUGUUCAGGAUGGUGAGGCAGGUGCGGAUGUUGCUGCAAUCGAGCAACGAGCACUGCAGUCACAGGAGAAUGCCAAGGAUUCUACUGUUCUGAUUGAUGAACGGACAAGGCGAAUAUUACAGCUGAGCGGCAACGAGUUGCGGCUGGAUGAUUUGCCUCAGUUGAUGGUAGCUGUGCGAAAGGUCUCCAAGCGUGUGAAGAUUGGUCCCAAGAAAAACAGUACGACUAAGCCAAGCGGAAAUGAAGAGACGACGUUAAAGAAAAAGAAGCAAAAAGAUGGAAAGGAGAAGAGUCCAGAGCGUAAGAAAAAGACGGGAGAUCCUGGAGUUAGUAAAGUGAAGAAGAAAAAUAAAGAAGAUAAGGAACGUAGUGCAGAGAAGAAGAAAGUGGAAGGAGAACACGUAAAAGAUGGCGUAGUCACGAGCAGCAAAGUGGAAGUGAAACAGGAGAAACCACCGGAAGAUCCAGGAGCUAGCAAAGUGAAGAAGAAAAAUAAAGAAGAUAAGGAACGUAGUGUAGAGAAAAAGAAAGUGGACGAAGCGCACGUAAAGGAAGGCGUAGUAACGAGCAGCAAAGUAGAAGCGAAACAGGAAAAAACACCGGAAAAACUAGAAAAGAAGCAUGUUGUGGAAAAUCAGGGUAAGAAUGUGUGCAUGUCAGCGGGUGCCAGUGAAAAGAAGGAAACCGUUCCAGAAAAACCCAAGGAAAGUACUGAAAGUAGUGAUAAGCCUCAGAAGAAAAAGAAGGAAGUUAAGGUGGAAAAAGAAGUUGAACCAGCAGCAAAACCGGAAAUUCCCAGUGAAGUUCAAGAAGUCAGUGAUAAACAAGCGGAGCAUCAGAAGUUAAGCAAAAAAGUGUUCGUGCAAUUAACGAAACUGUCUCCGGAGCAGAUUGAAAUUUUGUCCACGGUUCAAAAGAAGAGUGCCGCUAGUCAAGUGAAAGCUGAUGAUGUUCCAGUGAAGCAGGAGAAGAAAUCAGAAGUCGCUGUGCCAGUCAAAAAGAGGAAACCAGGUCCCAACAAGGAAGCUAUGAAAAAGCAUUUUGAGUCGAAAAAAGCUGGGGCGAGCGAAGAGAUUACCAAAAAGAGUGCAAAGCGUGUUCUCUCCGAUAGUGAAGAAGAACAGAGCAAAGCAUCAAAAGCGUCCCAGAAAACACCGGAAACCAGUCCAUCACAAAAGAAGCCCAAGAAACCGAAACAUGACAAGCCAGUCGAAAAGGAAUCUCCAUCGGAUACACAACAAGUGAAAAAGGAAGAGCCAGCUGCAAGUCUUGAAAAGCCAAUCGAAGAACCGACAACAGAUACCUAUGUGGAGAAAAUCGACCACACAACUGCUGAUAUUGCCGAGCCUGCUGUAGACGAAUCGAUAAAGAUUAGUGAGUCUGUUCCCGACAUUGCAAAUACGGUAGAAAUAGGCCAACUGGAGUCCAGCGCCAUCGAUAUGGAGUCCGAUGAAGAACAGCCGCUGGUAAUCGAUGAACCUCCAGAGGAAGUUAUUGAAACCCUGUCAAUCGAAGAGAAGAAGCAGGAACGGGUAUGCGUCGUUCUUGAUGCAAGAAGCGCCAGCUUGUUGAAAGGAAAGACGCACGGUGAAAACCGUUUGUUUAUUGACGUUCUACCGAAGCUACAGGUGAAACUGAAGCGGGUCUCCUCCUCAGACUAUGUCGUAGUAAGACCCAAAGAACAUAUUAAGAAAGCCGUCGAUCACCACGUGAAACCAGCGUCGAAGAAGGUAUCCUUUGACGAUUCGUCCACCAAGAAGAAGGAAGACAAAAUGGAGAAGCCACGUAAAACCAAUCUAGACAGAAUCGAUAGCAAGUUCCUGCCGGCUAAUUCCAAGCUUAAGUCGAAGGUUAAGUCUAAGACGGAUAUCAACCACAAGAAGCAUCUUCCGGUUCCUGAGCUGCCGAUCGAACUGAAGACUCAUCUCAAUACGAGCUUCAAAAUUCCCAAAAAGGAUUCCAAGGUGACCCCGGCAUCAAUCGAUCGUAACGCAAGUGAACUGAACUGCCUGCAUAAAGAAACGGUCGAUCCAGAUGCACAACGGAAACGGUAUCAAAAAGAACGCAAACCUCGUGAUCACACCAACAAAAAUCGCGACUGGAAACAGAACCGGGCCGACAAAUCCGGAGGACUACCCAAGGAGCGCGAACCGUCCCCGGUGGAUUUCUUUGACCCAUCUUUCGAUGAUCACUCUCCGUCACCGCAACGGGUUCCACCUACACCACCUCAAUCCGAUCCUGCAGUUGUCCCGGCUACUGGUCCUUCAAAACCAGCCCCUUGGAAGGAAAAUCGGAAAUUUGAAGCGCCAAAACGAGCAGAUAAACCUACGUUCCAGGAAAUAUGGAACAUUCCGCAGAAGAAACCGGAAGUCUGGGCGCAGCCGCCAUGGGAAGCCAAGAAUGCUGCGCCGAGCACGCUCGGAGGCGGAGAUACCUGGGAUUCCGAACCAGUGCAAAAGCCUCUACGUGAACAGAAUUUGCCAUCCGAUAGCAGAGACCGUUGGUCCCCGGGACCCAAGCCACGUGCCCAGCAGCAGAAAAACACCAUUGAUUCUGGAGAAUCUUGGUCCCCGGGUGGUGCCGCUCCAAGAAAUCCACAGCAAACGAACGACCAGCAUGCACCUCGGUCCACAAAUCCUCCCAAGCGCAGCAUGAUACAAGACAGGCCUCGCGGUAGGAGCAGAUCACCCCGACAAGAUCGGCUAAACAAUACCAUCUCUACGGGUGAUAUGUGGGAUGACGGAGAUCCAGUUUCAGCACCCCGCAAGGAACCAUCGCCGAAAAGAAACAUUAGUCAAAACCGUACUCAGAAUCCUCUAUUGGGAGGUGAUACAUGGGAUGAUGACGAUCAAGAACCCACAGGCUUAGCGUCAUCUCCAAUGGAUCGUCGAAGUCUGUCGAAUGAACCACCUGCCUUCAAUAGGCCAUCUCCCGAUCGACGAAGGCCAAACCAAUCGCCAGGCAGGACACGAUCACCACCUGAUCGACGAAGACGGAGUGCGGAUCGAUCCCCGGUCAGACCUAACCGUGCAGGCCGAAUGCAAUCACCCGAUCGAAGAAACUUCAGGCGAAGUCGAAGUCGGGAACGAUCUCCCAUGCAUCGAUCUCGAUCUCCAGCGCAGCAGCGACGACGAUCGUUGGAAAGAUGGAGACCAGGCGUGAGCCGAUCACCCGAGCGUAGAAACUUUGUACGUGAACGUUCGCCUCUCGACAGAAGGCGGCGCAGUCGCAGCAGAUCACCGCAGGGACGUCGAAGAGGACCUCCCUUUGAGGGAUCUCGUAGUCCUGUCCCACAGCCACGUACAGGUCUUAACCUUGCACCGACAGAUAUGUGGGACGCAGACAGGUCGCAGCCUCAGCGAUUGUCACCGAGGCGCGAUACUUUUCGAAAUACGCUGCUUUCCGGAGGAGGGAACUGGGACGAUGAUAUUGUGCCACUGAGAGGCAGAUCCGUCGAUUCACCACCGCGAUUGAGAGACUCGUUGUCCGAUCGUAUAGCAUUGCGUGAUCAAAGGUUCCCCAUGGACCGGUUAUCGCCCAGUUUUGAAAGAAGGCGGAGCCCAAGUCGCGAUCACGCUCGUGAUCGCUUGCUUUCCGGACGACGAGAGACCAGUUUUGAUAGGUCGCUUAUGUUCGAGGGUAGCAACAAUAGAUGGAACCGCGAUCGUUCGUCUGAUCGCAGGAAGCGAAGCCGUUCAAGAUCGCCAGAAAGGUGGCGCAACAGCAUGGAACACUCACCGGUUCAGAGAAGACGCAGCUUCGAGGAUAGAAGUCCGGGCUACCAGAAAACCUUGGACUACUGGAAGGCAGUGGAAGAUCAGGAGAUGGGAAACCUUUCGCCGAGUAGAUCAACUGGGGAAAGAAUCGAUUCUCCUGAGCGAUGGUCGCCACGUGAUAUUCUGGAACCUGGAGAUAGAUCAUGGUCCCCGCCUCCGCCGAAGGUUAGAGAAAUGGAGCGACACAAGAGUCGUAUCGACUCGGAAGAAAUCUGGGCAAAUGAACCUAAACCCAAAUACCAAAGGGAUGAGGUUGGUGGAUCGUACAGCCCGUCGACUGCUUUGGAUGCCAUCAGCUCCGAAGAUGAAUGUGAUUUUGGCAAGUCGCGGGGUGGCAGAAAAGAGCCUUCGGCAACGAUCCCGCUAAAACUUCCCCGGCGCAGCCAGUCUCCAAUAAGCAAGCUUUCUGUGGCAGCAGUUUCUGCACUCGAUCGUGAUCGAGACGCUUCACGGGAUUCCUUUGAUUCUAUUCCUUCAUAUAAUGAGGUCGAUCCUAAGACUUUUGGAAAUGAAGAUUCAAGACCUGCCAAGGAAGCUACUCAAUCUACUUUCAAGCCAAGUAUAAAAACAGAUAACGUACCUGAGAAUCUCUCUCCUAUGCCGCAGGCUGCCCCGGAUGAGAAGAAGACUGUCUUGGAAAACUUGAAACAGCGGGCGGAAAGACUAAAAAAGUUAGAAGAAAUGAAGCUUGCUAGGCAGAAGCUUUUAGCGCAGAUCAAAAACAAAACCACGGUAAACGUUGAAUCGACUACUAAGCCGGAACCAAAGCCAAGUGAAACCCAAGGGCAUGCGAUACAUACAGGACCGGAAUUCGAGAGUAAGCCUAUAGAUCCGCUUAAACCUGAAACUCCAACGGGUCCGCUUCCGAUGAUCAAUUUGCCCACUCAGCCUCCUGUAUCUGGACCAGAAUUGACCACAGCCCAGCUAGCCCAGAUUGUUUCAAUGAUUCCAGCCUGCCCACCCUUACCAGCUGUAGCUGUUCCCCUCCUACCCUUCGUUGCUGCUCCUCCACUACCACCUGGAGCUGCUCCACCGGUUCCGCCACUUCCUGCAGAUGCUCCUCCACCUCUACCUCCUGAUGAACCUCCGCCACCAGCGCCUCCCGCUCCCGUUGAGCUGCCUCUCCCUUCGAAGCCCUGGGAGCUCCCAUCCCACUUCCCUGUCAUGCUGCCUGUCGAUGUAAGUCAACCACCUCCUCAGUUGACCAAUCCCCUGUUCCAACCGAUGGAACCUCCACAAAUGGAGGAAGACAAACAGCCCUCUCAGCACUUCUCGAACUUCAACCAGGAUGAUCACGCUACCGAUUCGGGAAUGGCUCCCUCAGGCUUACUGGAUAGAUUCCGGCGUCCGCAGCCCAACAGAGGUCCAUUCUUCAACGCUCCUCAUGGAGACAACCCACGCAGUAUUGCCCCUCCGGAAGAAAAUAGGUUCGAUCGUGCGAAGAGUUUCAACAGGAACCAAUUCAACCAAGGCGGCAAUCGUGAUCCCCGUCCAAGCUUCAGUGGCCCAAAUUUCUCUGUCCCGGAUAUGCCGGAACAAAAUGAACCCACCUUUAGCUUCAACGAACAAACCUUGCAACAAGGUGGCAACCGUGAUCCGCGACAGCAAGGUCGCCAACAGUUUCAACAGCACCAACAGCGAUUCGGAGGCAACCAGCAGCAGCAGCAGCAACAACAACAGCGUGAUCCACGACAGAACCAUGCCGGCAACAUAUACGGCGGUGGCCGCGGACGAGGAGGUCGUUUCAACCGCAAUCAAGGCAAUAGGUUCAACAACAACAACUCUGGCAACAAUUUCAACAACCAAGGCAACAGGUUCAACAACAAUCGGGGAAAUAACUUCAACAACAACUUCGGUGGAAACUCGGACAACUUUGACGACAGUUUCAACUGCGAUCCGGGCAACGAUUUCUCGGACAAUUCCGGCAACAACUUCAAUGAUAAUUUCAACGAUGAUUCUGGCAACAACUUCGAUAACAACUUCAACGAUGAUUCCGGCAAUGACUUCAACCAUGGCUUUAACGAUAAUUCCGGCAACAAUUUUGAUAACAACCAAGGAAAUCGCUUCAACAGCAACAAUCCCGACAACAAUUUCAACAACGGUCAGAACAAUCGCUUCAACAAUAACGCUGGCAAUAAUUUCAACAACCAGGGCAAUCGUUUCAACAACAACCAGGCCAAUCGCUUCAGCAACAAUCCUGGCAACAAUUUCAACAACAAUAACCAGGGUAAUCGCUUCAAUAAUAAUAACCCGCAACAGCAGAGGUUCAACUUCCAGCGCAAUCAGCGAUUCAACAACAAUAGCAACAAUCGCUUCAAUAAUCAACAGCAGCAAAUGAUGCAACAACAGCAACAGCAGCAGAUGUUUGAUGAGGGUUGUUUCGAUAUGAAUGAAACGGAUGGUGGCGGCGGAGGUGGCAACAAUGACGCCGAUGAAUACUGGGAUAUGGAGUAGAAACAAUGUGUAAAUUAUCGACGGAAUGAUUCCGAUAGUCUUCGGAGAGCACGCAGAUUUGAAUUCGGAAUGUUUUAGCAUAAUUUUAUGUCUACACACAGAUAGCGUUGCUAAAUUAGUUUGCUUUAAGGUCAACAAUAUUGUAGAAUUUCAAAACCGAUGUGGAUAGAUUUUUCUAUCUUGUGUAUUUAAUAUAACAAAUUAAAUAAAACGAUGAAUGUGUACAGAUGUAGCCAACUCUUGAACAUAGAUGUGUUAUUUUGAUUUUAGAUCUUUGUUUAAGUACAAUACGCUUGACGCGGUAGGUUUUUUUUUCUUUUGUAGAGCUCUAGUAAUUAGAAGCAAACUAAACAAUGUUUUGUCACUGAAUUCAUGUAUUUCAAAUGCAAAAUACAAAGGCAAAAAUAAAACAUUUACAGUUGUACAUA
Messenger RNA from Aedes albopictus (Asian tiger mosquito), 7059 nucleotides. Its product is annotated as serine/arginine repetitive matrix protein 2-like. The record is from RefSeq and is a predicted model, not a curated record. Gene Ontology annotation, molecular function: RNA binding. NCBI's taxonomy places the organism in Eukaryota, Metazoa, Arthropoda, Insecta, Diptera, Culicidae.